This is a messenger RNA of Entamoeba invadens IP1, 891 nucleotides long. RefSeq lists its product as hypothetical. NCBI's taxonomy places the organism in Eukaryota, Evosea, Mastigamoebida, Endamoebidae. Bases 1 to 891 code for a protein of 296 amino acids. The transcript has a single exon. The record is from RefSeq and is a predicted model, not a curated record.
AUGAGCCACAAAUUAGACAGUUACAGUCUAAUGAUCGUUUCGAAGUAUUUUAGGACGAUCUACGACUUCAUUAACGCCGAAUUUGUAUGUAAAAAGUUUCAAGGAAAUAUGGAAAAGUUCCACUAUAACCCAAUUACACUUCUUAAAGAAACUCGUCAAUACUUUCCAAACAUCGAAACCCUUUACAUUUAUGAACGAAAUCAUUAUAGAUUCACUGAUGGUAAAAUAGCCGGGUAUGUUGUUUGGUACCAAGUCGACUAUGACAUCUCAUUAAUAGAAGAGAAGAAUAAUUGUAUUUGCAAAAACAUUUCAUAUUCACACCACAAUCAACUCAUUCACGAUAAACUUCCUGUGAACAUAUCAAACAUCGAGUUCAAAUGUUUUUGUGACUCAUCAAUCAGUUCAAUUGAAAUUCCACUUCAGGUCACAAAACUUGGGAUUUUUUCAUUUUUACGAUGUUCCAAUUUGACUUCAGUUCAAAUGGGAAAUGCAGUCACUGAAAUCAGUGAAAGUUGUUUUUCAUUUUGUGUGGUGUUGAAAACCAUUACUUUAUCACAACGUCUUCUAACACUUGGAAACAAUGCUUUUAGUCAUUGCUAUAAUUUACCAACAAUUCAGUUACCAAAUUCUUUGAAUAAUAUCGGAACAUAUACAUUUAAUUAUUGUACUCAAUUGUCUUCAAUUGAUAUCCCACAGUUACUCACUCAAAUCCCAUGUCGCUGUUUUGAUCAUUGUAUUUCACUCUCCUCUGUCGUGUUACCUCCAAACUGUUCACUGAUUUGUCCAUACGCGUUUUCUACAUGUUCGAAUCUUGUUUCAAUCAACUUAAAAGACGUUAAAACAGUCGAAGAAAACGCGUUCUUUGGGUCUCUACAAUUCACUAUUCAGUAA